Caenorhabditis elegans is the source of this 1916-nucleotide messenger RNA. It is a transcript of the gene ckk-1, whose product is annotated as Calcium/calmodulin-dependent protein kinase kinase. Gene Ontology annotation, cellular component: nucleus; cytoplasm. Gene Ontology annotation, molecular function: protein kinase activity; calcium/calmodulin-dependent protein kinase activity; ATP binding. The transcript has 11 exons. The coding region runs from base 11 to 1636 and encodes 541 amino acids. The record is from RefSeq and is marked reviewed. Lineage: Eukaryota; Metazoa; Nematoda; Chromadorea; Rhabditida; Rhabditidae.
AAAAAAAAAAAUGAAAAACACGUUCGCACGAUACUCUUUGACGAUCCCAAGCAUCCCGGAAAACGUAAUUUCUCAUCUCAGACAAUGGAAUGAGUGGAUGGUGGGCGACACGUCAGAUGAUUCGCCGGGUCCCUCCUCAACAGUUAGCACAAUGACAACAACUGGAACUGUUGACAGGCGGUCACUACUGUCAGCAGCUUCAAUGGUUCGACAACAAUCAGAUACAACAGGUGUACGGAGGCUUGUGAGAGCUCGAGCCGUGCAAGAAGAUGAUGAAGCCGGACCUCAUUCUAGUAAUAAUCUCGCUGCAACAAUGUCACCCAAUUUAUCCAGGCCGACAAGAUAUGUUAAGUCGGUCUCACAGCAGCGGAGUGAAAGCUACAUACAACUCAAUCAAUAUAGGCUAAUGGAGGAAAUUGGACAGGGCUCAUAUGGAAUUGUUAAACUUGCGUACAAUGAGGAGGACAAGAACUUGUACGCAUUGAAAGUAUUGGAUAAAAUGAAGCUCUUGAAGAAUUUCGCAUGUUUUCGGCAGCCUCCACCACGAAGGAAUAAGGAGAAUGCGGCACCGUCUGUGCUCAGGAAUCCCUUGCAAUUGGUACAAAAGGAAAUUGCAAUUUUAAAGAAAUUGUCACAUCCGAAUGUGGUAAAGCUUGUGGAGGUACUUGACGAUCCAAAUGACAACUAUUUGUAUAUGGUAUUUGAAUUUGUGGAAAAAGGUUCAAUUCUAGAAAUUCCGACGGACAAACCUUUAGAUGAAGAUACGGCGUGGAGCUACUUUCGGGAUACAUUAUGUGGAUUAGAGUACUUGCAUUAUCAAAAAAUUGUGCACCGAGACAUCAAGCCGUCAAACCUUCUGCUCAGCGAUAUAGGUCAAGUAAAAAUUGCCGAUUUCGGAGUGUCUUGUGAAUUUGAAGGAAUCGACGCAUUUCUAUCGGGAACUGCCGGUACGCCUGCCUUCAUGGCUCCAGAAGCAUUGACGGAAGGGGCAAAUCAUUUUUAUUCGGGUCGAGCACAGGAUAUCUGGUCAUUAGGAAUCACUUUAUACGCGUUUGUAAUUGGAACUGUCCCAUUCGUUGAUAAUUACAUCAUAGCCCUCCACAAAAAAAUCAAAAACGAUCCGAUUGUUUUCCCGGAAGCACCAAUUUUAAGUGAAGCUCUGCAAGACAUUAUUCUAGGAAUGCUCAAAAAAGAUCCCGGGCAUCGAUUAAUGUUGCACGAAGUGAAAGUACACACGUGGGUGACACGUGACGGUACCGUACCAAUGUCAUCAGAACAGGAGAAUUGUCAUCUGGUUACUGUAACGGAGGAAGAAAUCGAGAAUUGCGUCAGAGUGAUACCACGGUUGGAUACUCUAAUUCUGGUGAAAGCUAUGGGACAUCGCAAGCGGUUUGGCAAUCCAUUCAGAAACAAGUUGAGCGCGCAAUCAAGUAUUAGGGAUCGGAGGAAGAGCAGCUCAGUGAAGGAUCCGACAUAUGUACCGCCACCAAACUCUCCACCAGCUACAUCGAAUAAUAACUUGAAUAGUACAAAAGUUGAUCGUCCAGAAAUCAAAUGCAUCGAGAUGAAUUUAUCGGGUUUAACGCUAAAAGUCGACGAAGCAAUGCAAUCAAAAGUCGAGUCCGCUAGACAAUAGUUUUAUUAUUUUAAUUUUUACUUUUUUUCUAAUUGAAGUAUAUUUCCGGGUUCAAUUCAUUUCCCAACACACGUCCCAUUAAAACUUUUCUAGAUCUCAUUUUCCAACGAAUUUAUAAAAAGUUGAAUUUCAUCAUCAUCUCCUGUGUUAUUUUAUUUUAUAUCGGCUUUAAUUUCUUUCCUUUUUUUAUUCAAAAUCUCAAUCAAAAAUUUUUCCUGAAUGCUACAUGUUUCUAGACAUCUGAUAAUAGAAGUGCCUAUUAUAAAGCUAUUUUAAAUUA